GAGUUGGUUUAGGGGAAGAGCUGCUACAUUGACUUCAGUUGCACUCAGGAGAACAGACAGGUUCUUCCUUUGGGUUGGGGAGGUAGUUGUCUCUUCCUGAAAAGGAAGCCAGGAAACAAAUAGCUAAUAUACAGAUAUAGAGAGAGAUUUUAAAGUAAAGGAUGCAUUGGAAGACUUUGCUACUGCUGCUUUUCUAUUACAAUGCUCAUGCCACUGUGAGCCCGAGGUGGAACAGAGCCAUGCUUUUCCCAUCUGCUCAGCGGUUUAAGAGAUGGUCAUCAUCAGCCCUCGUGAACCCGGUGCUGCAGAACUCGCUGGAUGAUGUGAACAUGCUUUUUGAGUUUCUUUUAGCUGAGAUUGAAAUUGACAAAGGUCUGAGGAUCUCCAUUAAAGAUGAGGAGCUGGCUUCGUUGAGGAAGGCCAAAGAAUUUGACACUGUCUGCAAUGACAUUAUCCCCAAGAGCAUCACAGAGAUUCGUCGGCUGAGUGCCAGGCUGUCUGACUACCCGAGGGAACUAAAGAAAGAAGAUUUUGAAAGGACAGUCUUGACCAUGGUCUACACAGCCUACAGGGCAGCUCGAUCUCGGAAGCACCAGAAGAACUCUUGGGCCGAAUCCUUCAUCAGUCUCUACAAGGCCCUGAAGCAUGACUUGAUGUUCUCAUACAGCAAAAAGCCAUUGCACUGAAGGAGGAGUUUAUACACCAAGAAUGCAACAAGUUCUGCUGAUAAGGGGAUAUCACGUCCACCACUUUAUUCUGUAAAGUAUACAAUAAAGCAAAGUAAACAAUUUAAGUCUACGCAUAGUUAAGGUUUCAGAGUAGGAGCCAUGUUAGUCUGUAUCCAUAAAAAGAAAGGAGUACUUGUGGCACCUUAGCAACUAACAAAUUUAAGGAUUUAAGUUAAGGAUUCUUUAUUCUCUAGCUCCCCCUAGUGGGAUAUUGUUAUAGAAACAUGUUAAACUGGAAAAAGAUCUUGUCUGCUUCAGUCCCUGGCAUCCAUUCUCAUGUGGGCAAAGAAGAAUGUUCUGUUACUGAGGGUGAAGGGUGUGUGUGUGUGUGUCUGUCUAUGUAUAUGCAUAUGUGUGUAUAUAUAUAUAAAAGUUAUUCCCAAAGGAUGAAGGAAGGGCACGCUCAUCUGGCAAGUUUUGGGUGAAGGUUUAGAAACCCAUUUCCUCUUUUGGAAAGUAGUAGAUAUUUUGAAGUCACAUUAAACAAGUCCAUCCCUGGUGUAAUAUCAACAAAGUUAAUGGCUUUAUGUCUGGGAUAAUUUGGGGGUGAAGGGGAGUUUGCUCUGCUAACUAGUUUGCAAAACAAGCUCAGAAGGAAAGUGUGCUGAGGAAUGCUACCUUCCUGGCUAGAAAAAAGAUAGUAAUUUUGCUGCCACCUAAUGGGGUGUAAAAAGAGAGCGAGAGUGAGAUACAGGCCACUAUAAAAUGAAAACACGUCAUGGCAAUUAGAGCUUGGAGACUAUGGCAAGAGUAAAAUCAGCAAUAUUCUUGUAACUCAGACUAGCUGACUCGCUUCCCAGGUAUUGGCAACCUAUUUUAAUCUCUUGUUCUCAUACCUUGGGUUGAGCCAGUUUUUAUUCACAAGAAUAUUUGUUUGUGAAAGGACACACAGUUAUUUGUGUGUGCAUUCUCCCCAGAAGAGCUCUCACAGCCAGUCUAUAAGGGUCCUUCCAUUAUUUGCACAUGGCUCUGAGCCUGCAACUAUCUGUCCAUGUGGAGUCAACAGCAGGAUCAGAGCCUAGAUUAAUUUAACAAUUACACAUUUUUCAGCUUGUCUCUAUAACUCAAAGUUGCUGAACCAAUCUCCUGGUUUAGAACAUCCCUGAACUUUGUGAAGGGUGUAAAAAAUCAAGACUUUUAUGGAUAAUUCAUGGACACAGGAAAAGUAUUCAUCAGAUAAAUUAUUUGCAAUGAACAGUUCAACCUGUUCUAGUGACAAUGUCCUAAGGUUUAAAACAGGUUAUACUAAAGCUGUUUAUCUACCUAUGUUAGGUAUUUCUAGCAUGUCUCACUAUAGUUUCUGAGCACUUCUAAAUAGCUGUUACCCCCUUAAUAUUUGUACCUGUGCCCUCUCUCACUGACUCUCACACACUACACUCAGUCUUUAUCUCUUUAAUCAUCCACUUUACUUAAUUUUCUAAACUUUAUAAAUAGAGACAGGCCCAAA
Dermochelys coriacea (leatherback sea turtle) is the source of this 2175-nucleotide messenger RNA. RefSeq names its product family with sequence similarity 180 member A (gene FAM180A). Lineage: Eukaryota; Metazoa; Chordata; Testudines; Dermochelyidae. The transcript is spliced from 3 exons. Bases 162 to 686 code for a protein of 174 amino acids. The record is from RefSeq and is a predicted model, not a curated record.